Amphibalanus amphitrite is the source of this 736-nucleotide messenger RNA. RefSeq lists its product as uncharacterized. The transcript has 4 exons. The coding region runs from base 164 to 667 and encodes 167 amino acids. Gene Ontology annotation, biological process: mitochondrial respiratory chain complex I assembly. The record is from RefSeq and is a predicted model, not a curated record. Lineage: Eukaryota; Metazoa; Arthropoda; Thecostraca; Balanomorpha; Balanidae.
GUCAUAUGAACAUGACUUACAAUGGAAGAAGAAAACUUUACAGAUCAAGCUUGCUUUACAGACUUGUUUAUGUGGUUUAUGUGUGGUCUAGGAUCGUCGGAUGGGCUUUUGCGGUUAGAUAUAACAAUUUAAGUAACGCCUGGAACGUAAUUCACAUUAAGAAAUGACUAGUUUCUUUCAGGGAUAUAAAUAUUAUGAUACAAAAGAUGGUGAAGAUUGUCACAAGAAGAUAUGGUUCAUGACAAAGUCUGCUUUGCUUUUGAGUGGCUGGGCAGGACCGUGCUACUGUGCACUGGUGACGCACCCAGUCGGAGCGUGGCAGACUGUUCACAGCCUGGGCUACAUCACCAUCCCGCUGGUGACCUCUGCCGCGACGUUUGCCGCCACCACGUGUGCGCUGACCAACCUGCGCGGGAAGGAUGACUUCUAUAACCCGGCGCUGGGCGGCCUGGCCGCCGGCAGCAUCUUCGGCGCCGCCAAGCAAAGUCUGGCGACCGGCGCGCGCUGGGGCGGAAUCUUUGCUGUGGCUGCCAUCAGCGUCAAGGCUGGCGUCGACUACGAUUGGAGGUGGUGGGAGGCGGAAAACUUCACCCAGAGGGGCACGGUCGGCAUGUGGCGGCACGACUGGACCCUGCGCAAGGACCCCUCCAAGACGGAGUCCCAGUAGAGACCGGCGGCAUAUGAUGGUGUAUAUAGCGACAGAGAGCGACGAAUACAGACUGGUGCGGUGAGAAAA